This is a messenger RNA of Cinclus cinclus, 1272 nucleotides long. It is a transcript of the gene MAP1LC3A, whose product is annotated as microtubule associated protein 1 light chain 3 alpha. Gene Ontology annotation, cellular component: autophagosome; cytosol; autophagosome membrane. Lineage: Eukaryota; Metazoa; Chordata; Aves; Passeriformes; Cinclidae. The coding region runs from base 13 to 456 and encodes 147 amino acids. The record is from RefSeq and is a predicted model, not a curated record. Gene Ontology annotation, biological process: cellular response to nitrogen starvation; autophagosome assembly; macroautophagy. The transcript has 5 exons. Gene Ontology annotation, molecular function: ubiquitin protein ligase binding.
GGUCCCGCCGCGAUGCCGUCGGACCGGCCCUUCAAGCAGCGCCGCACUUUCGGAUGCCGCUCGCCCUCUGUGAUGCUUGUGGAGACCCAGAGGAGUCAAUGCUUACAUCCUCCCUCCUCCUUUGUCAAAGCGGAUCGUUGUAAAGAAGUGCAGCAGAUCCGAGAGCAGCAUCCAAACAAAAUCCCCGUCAUCAUUGAACGCUACAAAGGGGAGAAACAGCUGCCAGUGCUGGACAAGACCAAGUUCCUUGUCCCAGACCAUGUCAACAUGAGUGAAUUGGUCAAAAUCAUCCGGCGCCGCUUGCAGCUGAAUCCCACCCAGGCAUUCUUCCUGCUGGUGAACCAGCACAGCAUGGUCAGUGUGUCCACCCCCAUCUCGGAGAUCUACGAGCAGGAGAAGGAUGAGGAUGGCUUUCUCUACAUGGUCUAUGCUUCCCAAGAAACCUUUGGCUUCUAAGGGCUGCCAAGAGGUGGCAUGUGGAGACAGAACUGUGGCACAGAGGCCCCUGACCUCAGAAGACAGCACAGCCAGAGGCUCACAAGAGGGGGCUCUGCUGACCCCCUUCCUUCCCCUCCCUGUCUCCCUCGCUCCCCUCCCCAUCACCCUGUCACCAAAGAGGCUCGAGACGCGUGUUGGACUCGCACAACCCUUCCCCUCCGUGUAGGUCAAUCCUGCUACCCCCAGGCGCCCACCCAGGUGUGUGACAGCCCCACCCAGCUGGGGCCUGGCCCCCUCCCCGUGUCUCUGCUCUGCUCUCGCUGUGCUGUGUGUGCUGUGCUGCUGCCAGACCCACCGGGCCACCAUCACCCCAGCACAGGGAGAGCCACCUCUCCCCAGUCACUCAUAAAGGGCAGGAGGUCUGCAGAAGCAGCUGACAGAUGUUACCAUUGCUCCUGAGUUUUAAUUGAUUUUAAUUACACCUGUAUCAGAUUCUUGGUGCUACUGAGUAGAUGUAGACAUCUCUGUAGGACUGUGGGUAAUGUGUAUCCUUUAGAUACAUUUUAUUGGUUUGUUUGUUUGUUUGGAUUUGUUUGUUGGUUUGUUGUUUUUUUUUUAGGGCUAGAUUGGAAUGGGGAGAGGGGGUAACUUUGCUGUAUUCUGUAGGUAAAUAAAUCAGGCUUCAUUGCACUUUAAAGCAUAGUAGAUAUCAGAGUGGAAUUUCUUUUAAUUUAUACAGGUUUGCCAUCUAUAGUGCUGCUCCUGUGUUGACAGUUGUACCUACAUUAUCUUGAUCCUUUUUUUUUUUAAUAAAAUUGAUUUCCCUUCUCUCUA